AUGAAAACGGUGGAGGCGGCGCCGGGGGGCGCUGAUUGCUGGAGGUGGUGGUUAAAACACUUAGACAAAACAAGGCAUGUAGAGCUGAAGAUGGACCAGGCUUUGCUGCUCAUUCACAACGAACUACCCCGGACAAACUUGACUGUCUACUGGGCUUCUGAGCGCUGUUACCAUUGCCUGCUGGAGGUUCUCGUCAGGGUCGGCCAGAGUAGAAACCGGGGUCAGCGGAGCACGGCAGCCGUGGCUGUGAGCACCCAGCAUGGAACCAUCCUGCAGCUUAAUGACACCUUGGAAGAGAAAGAAGUUUGUAGACUGGAAUACACGUUUGGAGAAUUUGGAAACUAUUCUCUCUUGGUAAAGCACAUGCAAAAUGGAGCCAAUGAAAUUACUUGUGACCUAGUGGUCAAUGAGAAGCCAGCUGACAGUAAUCUUCCUGUGACUGUCGCAUUCCUUAUUGGUCUGGCACUCAUCAUUGGGAUAUCCUUUUUAAGGUUCUUGUUGAGUUUAGAUGACUUUAGUAACUGGAUUUCUAAAGCAAUACAUUCCCGGGAAACUGAUCGGCUCAUCAAUUCUGAGCUGGGAUCUCCAAGCAGGGCAGGUGUCCUCGGUGGUGAUGUCCAGCCAGAAGCAUGGCACCCACCGCCAGCGCCCCGCCUCCGCUGUGUGGACACUUUCAGGGGGGUAGCGCUCGUCCUCAUGGUUUUCGUUAAUUAUGGAGGAGGAAAAUAUUGGUACUUCAAACAUGCAAGCUGGAAUGGACUGACGGUGGCUGACCUUGUGUUCCCAUGGUUUGUAUUUAUUAUGGGAACUUCUAUUUUUCUAUCACUGACUUCCAUACUACAGCGAGGGUGCUCGAAAUUCAGAUUGCUGGGGAAAAUUGCGUGGAGGAGUUUCCUGUUAAUCUGUAUAGGAAUUGUCAUUGUGAACCCCAAUUACUGCCUGGGUCCAUUGUCUUGGAAUAAAGUCCGAAUCCCUGGCGUGCUCCAGAGGUUGGGGGUGACUUACUUUGUGGUUGCUAUGUUGGAGCUCCUGUUUGCUAAACCAAUUCCUGAAAAUUGUGCCUCGGAGAGAAGCUGCUCUUUUCUUCGAGACCUCGUGUCCAGCUGGCCCCAGUGGCUCUUCAUUCUGAUACUGGAAAGCAUCUGGCUGAGUGUGACCUUCUUCUUACCAGUUCCUGGAUGUCCUACUGGUUACCUUGGCCCGGGCGGCAUUGGCGACUGGGGCAAGUACCCGAAUUGUACUGGAGGGGCUGCUGGCUACCUUGACCGAGUGCUGCUGGGAGAUGACCACCUUUACCAGCAUCCUUCUUCAGCUGUGCUUUAUCACACUGAGAUGACCUAUGACCCGGAAGGAAUCCUAGGGACCAUCAACUCCAUUGUGAUGGCAUUUUUAGGAGUUCAGGCAGGAAAAAUACUCUUAUAUUACAAGGACCGGACCAAAGACAUCCUCAUCAGAUUUACCGCCUGGUGUUGUGUUCUAGGCCUUAUUUCUGCUGCUUUGACAAAAGUUUCUGAAAAUGAAGGCUUUAUUCCAAUAAACAAAAACCUCUGGUCCCUUUCGUACGUGACCACGCUGAGUUCAUUUGCCUUCUUCAUUCUACUUGUGCUCUACCCCGUUGUGGAUGUGAAGGGACUGUGGAUGGGAGCUCCAUUUUUUUACCCAGGAAUGAAUUCUAUUCUGGUGUACGUCGGCCACGAGGUGUUUCAGAAUUACUUUCCCUUCCAGUGGAAGCUGGGGAACACCCAGUCCCACAAGGAGCACCUCACUCAGAACAUCGUCGCCACUGCCCUCUGGGUGCUCAUUGCUUACAUUCUCUAUAAGAAGAAGGUUUUCUGGAAAAUCUGAGGAUAGCUCCAGCUGGACUGUGUUGUUGGCAGACCAAUCGCUGGGUCUGGGGGAGUGCUGAGGCAGCCUUCGGGAGGGGGAGUCGUUCAUUAUAGCUGACAGGUGUGUGAUUUCCAGACUCGUGGGAAGACUAUAACAUGGUUGUCAAAACUACCUGUGGAAUUGGGACUUAAGUAUUUGGAAGAUAAUUGCCUUUUUUCUCCGUUUUCUCUAUAAAUGAAUGUGUUUGAACUCCCAGGGGCAUUUUGCUUCUGUGAUGGGUAAAACGACCUAAGAUGUGAUUCCUGCUGUUUUCCUGCAGAUUGCGUUUCUACCUGACUACAUCCCAACCAGGAAAACCAGAAUUUCCAUUGUGGCUGACUAUAAAGUUUACUGACUGUGAUGUGUAUUGACAUGGUAUAUAUUUUUUUUGUCUUUUGCAGUAACCGUUUCAAGAAAAUAACGAUAAUUGGCGUUUUAGAUCUGCAAGGCAUUGACGGGUCCCAAAAUUGCCUUUCUCACUUAAGCCAUUUUCUCCUUUUCCCUAUUUGAAUAAAAGUUAAAAAUAUAGAUGUGUUCUUCCCA
Molecule: messenger RNA, 2409 nt
Organism: Condylura cristata (star-nosed mole)
Lineage: Eukaryota; Metazoa; Chordata; Mammalia; Eulipotyphla; Talpidae
Gene: HGSNAT
Product: heparan-alpha-glucosaminide N-acetyltransferase
Exons: 18
Coding region: 1-1845 (614 amino acids)
Biological process (GO): lysosomal transport
Cellular component (GO): lysosomal membrane
Source: RefSeq, a predicted model, not a curated record